Messenger RNA from Oppiella nova, 381 nucleotides. Lineage: Eukaryota; Metazoa; Arthropoda; Arachnida; Sarcoptiformes; Oppiidae. The record is from the annotation of a GenBank genome assembly.
AAAAGCCAACAAAAGGACACCAAUAAUGAUAAAGACAAAGACAUAGUAAUGAAGAGCAUCGGCAGUGAGAAGGAGGUGCCGGUGGACACGAUGGAGACGACUGGCAGUGAGUCGGUGGUGACCCCGAAGCCGAAGCUGUUGGAUGAGUUCGGACACUAUCCUCAAUGGAUGAAUCAAAGACACGUCAAAAAGCAACAAAACAAACGCAAAGUCAAGAGACUUAAGUCUAAACGUAAAUAAAUGUCUAUUUGUUGUGUAUUUUCUUAUUAUUUUAGUUUUGAUUUAAUAAACUUUCAGUUGGUUUAACCGUAAGUGCUAUCAAGUUGAUAAUGUUUGUGACACUUAAUCCAUGUCAUUGUCUGAGUAACCAAACAAGUGACC